AUGAGUACAACCAGCUUGAUCAUCUUCAAUAAUUUUGUUAAUGAAAUCGGUCCGGUUGGCAUCCCUCUUCAAGAUGAUUUGUAUAUGUGGUGUAAUUAUCGUGAGCAUCAGUCUUUCGUCCAUUUCGACCGGUUUUUAUUUUCUCCGGAGUUCAUCUUGGCUUUCCCUUCUCUUUCUCAAACGAUGCUGGAUAAAUCCAUUUCAGAUCAUAAUGCAGUGCUGCUUUGUGAGGAUAUGAAGAACUUGGGCUUUAAACCGUUUAAAUGCUUCAACUAUUGGUUUGAGGAAGCUAAUUUUGAUCAGACUGUGGUUGAUUCAAUUAAGUUCUUGAAGCAAGCAAAUAGUCGAGUGAGAACCGAUUGCCUGCUAAGGGGAGCGAAGGUCGCAAUUCAAAAAUGGUCCCAUGGUGUUAACAAGAAUUUUAGAGCAAAUAUUAUCAAUAUGGAACAGAGAUUAACUACCUUGGAAGCAGACUUACAAGAAAAUGGUUAUCAUCCUAACGUAUUAAAUGAUAUCAAGUGCACCAGAACUGCUCUUUGGAAAGAAUAUAGGAAAGAGGAGAGAGCCUGCUGCCAGAAAUCUAGAGUAAAAUGGAUCUCAAACAGUGAUUGA
This is a messenger RNA of Hibiscus syriacus, 612 nucleotides long. RefSeq lists its product as uncharacterized. The transcript has a single exon. NCBI's taxonomy places the organism in Eukaryota, Viridiplantae, Streptophyta, Magnoliopsida, Malvales, Malvaceae. The record is from RefSeq and is a predicted model, not a curated record. Bases 1 to 612 code for a protein of 203 amino acids.